UGCGCACUGGGAGCCCUCAUUGUGCCCCGCAGCUGCCGAGCCACCCGCCCGCCGCCAGUUCGGCGCGUCAGUCGGCGAAGAGUCCAGUGGUGGGUGCGGAUCUUGAGAUCGUUCCUGCGGCCUCCUCUUCCUCCCCGUUCCCCUCACCCCUACCCCACACCCUUUUCCUUCUUCCCAGCCCCGUCACCUUCCCGUCCCCCACACUCAAGACAAGAAUGCCCUGCCCGGAACAACCUAGCAGCGCCUAGAUGGCUUUGGUCACGGUCCAGCGGUCGCCUACCCCCAGCACCACCUCCAGCCCCUGCGCUUCGAGCUCUCAUUUGGAAGACAGUGAAUCAGCAGUGAUACUUUGCUGUGAAUGUGAAGAAUCAGAAAUCUUUAGUGAUUUCAAUGAGGCAGACAGUGGGGAGGAGGAAUGCCGGUCACAGCCCAGAAGUAUCAGCGAGAGCUUUUUAACUGUCAAAGGUGCUGCACUUUUUCUACCACGGGGAAAUGGCUCGUCCACACCGAGAAUCAGCCACAGACGUAACAAGCAUGCAGGUGAUCUCCAACAGCAUCUCCAAGCAAUGUUCAUAUUACUUCGCCCAGAAGACAACAUCAGGCUGGCUGUAAGACUGGAAAGUACUUAUCAAAAUAGAACACGCUAUAUGGUAGUGGUUUCAACUAAUGGUAGACAAGACACUGAAGAAAGCAUCGUCCUAGGAAUGGAUUUCUCUUCUAAUGACAGUAGCACUUGUACCAUGGGCUUAGUCCUGCCUCUCUGGAGUGACACCCUCAUUCAUUUGGAUGGUGAUGGUGGGUUCAGCGUAUCAACAGAUAACAGAGUUCAUAUAUUCAAACCUGUAUCUGUGCAGGCAAUGUGGUCUGCACUACAGAGUUUACACAAAGCUUGUGAAGUCGCCAGAAUGCAUAACUAUUACCCAGGCAGCCUAUUUCUUACCUGGGUGAGUUAUUAUGAGAGCCAUAUCAACUCAGAUCAGUCCUCAGUCAAUGAAUGGAAUGCUAUGCAGGAUGUGCAGUCCCAUCGGCCCGACUCUCCGGCUCUCUUCACAGACAUACCAACAGAACGUGAGCGAACAGAAAGGCUAAUUAAAACCAAGUUAAGGGAGAUUAUGAUGCAGAAAGAUUUGGAGAACAUCACCUCCAAAGAGAUACGAACAGAGUUGGAAAUGCAAAUGGUGUGCAACUUGCGGGAAUUCAAGGAAUUUAUAGAUAAUGAAAUGAUAGUAAUCCUUGGUCAAAUGGAUAGUCCUACACAGAUAUUUGAGCAUGUGUUUCUGGGCUCAGAGUGGAAUGCUUCCAACUUAGAAGACUUACAGAACCGAGGGGUGCGGUAUAUCUUGAAUGUCACUCGAGAGAUAGAUAACUUCUUCCCAGGAGUCUUUGAGUAUCAUAACAUCCGGGUAUAUGAUGAAGAAGCAACGGAUCUCCUGGCUUACUGGAAUGAUACUUACAAAUUCAUCUCUAAAGCAAAGAAACAUGGGUCUAAAUGUCUUGUGCACUGCAAGAUGGGGGUGAGUCGCUCAGCCUCCACCGUGAUUGCCUAUGCAAUGAAAGAAUAUGGCUGGAAUCUGGACCGAGCCUAUGACUAUGUGAAGGAGAGACGAACAGUGACCAAGCCCAACCCCAGCUUCAUGAGACAAUUAGAAGAGUACCAGGGGAUCUUACUGGCAAGCAAACAACGACAUAACAAACUCUGGAGAUCUCAUUCAGACAGCGACCUCUCAGACCACCAUGAACCCAUCUGCAAACCUGGACUAGAACUCAACAAGAAGGAGAUCACCACCUCAGCAGACCAGAUUGCUGAGGUAAAGACCUUGGAGAGUAACCCAUCCAUACCUCCUGUCUUUGUGGAACAUGUGGUCCCACAAGAUACCAAAGAAAGAAUGAUCUGCUUGGAAUUUACUUCUAGGGAAUUUCAUGCUGGACAAAUUGAAGAUGAAUUAAACUUAAAUGAUAUCAACGGAUGUUCAUCAGGGUUUUGUCUCAAUGAAUCAAAAUUCCCUCUUGACAACUGCCAUGCAUCCAAAGCCUUAAUUCAACCUGGGCAGGUCCCAGAAAUGGCCAACAAGUUCCCAGAUUUAACAGUGGAAGAUCUGGAGACAGAUGCACUGAAAGCAGACAUAAACGUCCACUUACUGCCUAUGGAAGAGUUGACAUCUGGACUGAAAGACCUCCCCAUGUCUCCUGAUCCUGAGUCACCAAGCCCCCAGCCUAGCUGCCAGGCUGAAAUUUCAGAUUUCAGUACAGAUCGCAUUGAUUUUUUUAGUGCCCUAGAGAAGUUUGUAGAGCUCUCUCAAGAAACUCGGUCUCGAUCUUUUUCCCACUCAAGGAUGGAGGAGCUAGGUGGAGGAAGGAGUGAGAGCUGUCGACUGUCAGUGGUAGAAGUACCCCCUUCUGAAGCGACCACUGAUGACCAGAGAAGUAGCUCUUUGAGUAAUACUCCCCAUGCAUCGGAAGAAUCUUCAAUGGAUGAAGAACAGUCUAAGGCAAUCUCAGAACUGAUCAGCCCAGACAUCUUCAUACAUUCUCAUUCAGAAAAUUCAAUUUCAGUCAAAGAAAUUGUCACUGAAAUUGAAUCCAUCAGUCAAGGAGUUGGGCAGAUGCAGCUGAAAGGAGACAUGGUAUCCAACCCAUGUCAUACACCAAAGAAAAGCACCAUCCAUGAGCUGUCCCUUGAGAGAACCCAGGCCCCAGAAAAUAAACCUGGGCAUAUGGAGCAGGAUGAAGGUUUCUGCCCAGCCCAGCCUGAACUAGCCAAAGACUCGGGGAAGUGCAACCCAGAAGACUGCCUAACCACACACUCAUCCACAGUAGACUUGGAAGAAGAGGAACCAACUGAAGGAGAACAUGAGCUGUGGGGCCCAGGCAUGCAUUCAGGUGCCAAGUGGUGCCCUGGGUCUGUGAGGCGAGCCACCCUGGAGUUUGAAGAGCGUUUACGGCAGGAGCAGGACCACCACAGUCCUGCCCCUGUGUGUACCUCAAUGUCUACUCGCAAGAAUUCUAAGAAUGAUUCUUCUGUGGCAGACCUAGCACCAAAAGGGAAAAAUGAUGAAGCCACAGAAUAUUCAUUUGCCCCCAAGGAACCAGAAGUGAGCAAGGGCAAAGGGAAAUGCAGUAAGUCUGAGGCUGGCUCACUAUCCCAAUGUGAGCAGAAUGCCACUGUUCCAGCACUUGAGCUGCUGGAGUAUCACCCCUUGGCAGCAACUCAGGAGUACCCAAGGUUAGAUAUUAGAACAAAGCAAGGAGUCCCAGAGGAGCAAGGGACUGUAGUUCCAUGCCAGGGGUCUGAGACGCAGGACAUCCUUCUUCCCAAAAGGAUAGAAAUCAUUGAAUAUACUCACACAGUUACAUCACUCAGUCACACUGGGUCAGGGGGUGAAAGAGCCACAAGCAAAGAGAAGGGGGACCAAGGACUGAGGAAGGUAAAAGUAGAGAAGUCUGUCACUAUGCUGUGUGCACUGGAUGAAAAUCUGAAUAGGACUCUGGACCCCAGCCAGCUUUCUCUGCACCCCCAAAUGCUACCUCUGCUUCAUUCCUCUCCAGAGCAAGAUAGGCCCACCAACCCAACCUCCAUGUUGAGCAGCCCUGAAGACAGAGACAACAGCCCAUUGACAGCCCUGGAAACAACAGCACCUUUUAUCAGUCAUACAACCCACAUACUACCUGCCAACUUCGAUUAUCUGCAUCCCCAGACCAUCGUUCACCUGGAAGGCUGCACAGAGCAAAGUAGCACAACAGACAGUGAGCCCUCUGCAGAACAAGUCAGCUGGGAAGAAAGUCAGAAGGGCCAUCUCUCUGGUGGUGAUGAAGCACCACACAAGGGCUCCCAGUUAAACUGCAAAGACCUAAAUUUAAUUAGCAAACUUGAUGACAACAUUGGGGAGUUACAGAAAAAACUGGACCCAUCACAGGUAGCCUGGAGACUCCCACAUAGCUCUAGUAGUGAAAAUAUAAAGGGUCUCAGCCACAGCCCUGGUGUGGUAAAGGAGCGUGCUAAAGAAAUUGAGUCCCGAGUGAUUUUCCAGGUAAGGAUCCCCAAACCAUCCCAAAUGAGGCGCUCAGCUUCUCUCGCCAAGUUAGGUUACCUGGACCUCUGUAAAGACUGUUUACCAGAGAGAGAGUCUGUCUCCUCUGAAUCCCCUCAUCUCAAAGUGCUUCAGCCCUUCAUCAGAACAGAUUCAGGCAUGCAUGCCAUGGAGGCCCAGGCACCCCCAGAAAACCUAGAUGCCACCCAGAACACAGAGCCCACUAAAUAUUUUGUAGAACCACUCAAAACAACAGAGUGUAUUGCCCAGAGCAAACCAGUGGAGAGGCCCCUUGUGCAGUAUGCCAAAGAAUUUGGUUAUAGUCAGCAGUGUUUGCUCCCCAGGGUGAGACGAGAAUUGACUAGUUCUGAAGGAGGCCUUCCUUUGCUACAGACCCAGGGACUGCAGGAUGCAGGCCCAGCUCCAGGGCUGGCCAUGGCACCCCGUCAGCAACACGGCAGAACUCACCCCCUUAGAAGACUUCGGACAAAUGAUAAAAAACGGACAACCAACCCCUUCUAUAACACCAUGUGAUUCUGAGCCUAUUACAUGUGAUUUUUCUAAAAGAAAUGUAUGUAAAGGGGGCAGGUGUAAUAUGUAAGGAACAUGCACUUUAUUGGUUAAUUUUGUAAUAUUUUGGUCAUUUUACUGUUCCUGGCGCAUGCAGGGUUUGGGUUUUUCAGUGUGUACGUGUACAUGUAUGUGUGUGUGUAUAUGUGAGGACGGAGAGAUUGAGUUGGAUGGCAGGACCAUUUUAUCAUUGUUUAUUUUUUUAAAAUUCAAACCUCAAAAAAAACCUCAUUUUCAAAGAACACCUUUAUCAAGGCAAAUUGCUGUUUCUCAGUCAGCUGCCACCUGCUCCUCAUUUUGCUCUCAGAAAAGGCACGCUUGCUUGAUUGAGAGAAAGAAGCAGAUGGAGGGGGUGGCACUGAGGCUGCAAAUUAGAAAUGCCCCCCUAGGCCUUUGUGAUGACAGUUUCCAGACCUCAGGCAUCAGAUGAACUCAAGGACAGCCAGGACUUCAGAGUGUUCUUGGCCUUCUUUUUCAGCCCUAGUCCUUUGGAGUUCCUGAAAAAGAUAUGUUCUGCUUUGCUUUACAAGAGGGUCUUGUACAAUUCAUUUCUUCUGAUAUUGUAGAUUAUAUUAUUACAGAAAGGCAUGAUAAUAGCUGGCUCUGUAAAUUUAUCAAGCAAAUUUUUUAUCCUCAAGAAAAUUUUUUAAAUUAAAAGGAACACCAAAUUAAAGCUAAGAGGUCUUCUGUGGAGGAAAGCAUGAUGGGAGGAGAGUAGAGAGGCCACUGCCCAGUAACUUCUGGGUUGGUGGCUUCCACACAGAUGACCAUCCUGGGCCUCCCUUGCCAGAAAAUGUGCUCUGCAAGUGUCUCCCCAACUAAAAUGAAGUCGGGUCAAGUUUGAAAAGCAGCAAUCAAUAGUCAAUGUGUUCUUGUAAAAUGAAUACAUAUGUAGGGUUUUUAAACCCUUUCCAUUACUUGAAUAAUUCUGUGGGCCUUCUGAGUUGAAUGGCCAUAUUUUUUCCCAAUUUGUUUUCCUCUCCCUUACUGUAUCCCCCCCAUCCUGCCUGUUUCUUAAUUUCAUAGAUUAUAUUUGAAUUGUUACAUUACAUAUGUAUAACCUUCAUCAAAUGCAAAGUUUUCUGUAUUAUCACUGUUUAACACUUGACAUAGGGGUUUUUUUUCCUUUCUUUCCCUGAAAGUUGGGUCAUUUCUCCAAAGUAUACACAGUAUUUAUGUACAUAAUGUCACUUUCUUACAAUGUUCUGUUGUUGAUGUUGUGGGGUCCUUUUUGAUUUAUUCUUUUCAAGAAGGAAUAGAAAUGCAACUGGAAAACACAUAAAGACACCAGAAAUAAAACUGGUAGUUGUGGAUAGGAAUCUGCACCAUAUAUUGAUGGUGAUUUUGUUUAAAUGGAGAUUUCUAAUUGCUGGCUUCUGCCAAAUUAUGCAUUAGUACUUCCUCCUCAGAGAAACCCCUCAAGGUUCCCAUUAAAUCACAGUGUGACUAAAGGCUGAUUCCUGUUUGAGACUAAAAGCCUAGAAUAUUAUUUGCCAGUAGAUGAACCAGAGCCAGAAAGUGUAUAUGCAUUGCCCAGAGCGGAAGCUCCUAAUGGAGGCUGAGAGGCCACAAGGGAGGUCUCUGCCAAGGGCAAAUGCCCAUAAUAACUACGUUUAGGAUGUGUUGCUUUGUGGCUAUGGAGAUCUUUAACACAGGAGCAUCUGCCAUAAACAAGCCUCCAAGCUUCUUACAAAAAGCAUAUUUAGCCUGGGAUGAAACACCUACUACAGCUCAUCAGAACUGAAGAAGUUUGCAAAUUUGCUUCCUGUUUGCUGUGGUUGAUGUCUACAUUGCUGAGGGUUGACUGAGUACAAACUUGAGACUUAGGUUUUUGGUUCAUCACAGCAUUGAGAGGAAGAGAUACAUGCACAGAACGUGAAGGUGAUGUCACAGGCCAGAGUCUGGAGGGAACAGACAGUUGGGCAACCAAAAGGAUACAGAAAAGGUGAACUGAGCCUAUUUGCAGGUGCCCCAGAGGAGCUAAAGAUCCAAUUGCCACAUGGAAGCCAUGGUUGGGUCUGACAUCACUGCCAGGAGGCAGGUUGGAAAGAAACCACCUGCUAAAAGUCUUUAUGGUGUAAUAAUUAUGUAUAUCUGUGCUGUCCUUGAAUGUCCAAAUGUAUCAUCGACACAGAUUUGUGAUUCCUGGAUAUUUAUGUGUUGUAAAGUGUUUUGUUGGGUUGUAUAUAUGCCAGUAUGAGGAGGCUUGUCAAACAGGAUGAUGAAUUCCAGGGCUCAUCCAUCUAAACCACCCUGUCUUGUUGGAGCAAUUCCACUAGCAUUGUGAUGGGGAAAGGACAAGAAAUUGUGGCAGGAGGGCCGGGGAUUUAGCUCAGUGGUUUCACCGCCUGCUGUGCAAGCACAAGGACUGGAGUUCGAUCUCCAGUACCAAAAAAAAAAAAGAAAGAAAGAAAUUGUGGCAGGAGUGUAGGAGAGGAUUUGCAUGGAGGUCAGGAGAGUGGCACCAGUAUCCCACAUAUUAAGAAGUAGAAGAAGUAGAAGUAUCAACAGUGUGGCACUGUUCCCUCUCAUCUGCCACUGUGUUUAAUGCUCACUCUCACUGCAUUUAAUAGCAGUGAAGAAGGGGAGGAAAUGCUCUAAUGCUGUGAAAAACACAAACUACUUUUUUUGAAGAAUAGAGGAUUCAAUCUUGUUCUGCCUUCCUUUUUUUAAAUUAUAUUUUAUAAUUUAACUGACCUGCCUAAGUAAACAUCUUCUACAUAGACCCUGUAAUAUAACCAUGCCAAGGGAUUUGCCAGCCCUCUAAAACCCCACACUCUUGAGUGUUCUUGAGUUCUGGCUGAGCAACAUCCAAGGGAGGUGCAGAAUAAGCUAGUGAGGACUUUUUAGACUUUCUUCUCUUCAAACUUAUUGAUAAUUUUCAUGUGGCUUGCUUCGCAUUUCUGCUCAUGGAAAACCCAAACCUCAAACAGUAGGUUUGAUAAGUUAGCAGAGAUGAGCAGGAAAAUCUUUGACCUCUUGUCCAGUACUUCACUUCUUGCCCAGUUCCUGUACGUUUUUCUUAAAAGAACACCAUAGUCUUUCAAUAACUCUGGAGGGGAGAGAAAGAGAGGAGAGCAUGUAUACAAAGAGUUGACAUUUCAGUGCAUGGGUUAAAAAGCCCCCAGGAGCACACAGGAUUGGAGCUGUAAUCUGGAUGGUUACCUGGUCAGUAGGACAGAAUCUCCCCCGCCUUUUUGCUUUUUGGAAACUCUUAGGUGUAUGCUGUAGUAGACAUACUGUGCUAUAGUAUGGUAGUAUUCAUCUCUCAUUUUGGUUGCUUUUCAGAUUCUAUUUAGAAUAUUUGUUUUGAAUCAUUUCUAGCUUCUCAACCUCUGUAGACUAUUUAGUCUUUUCCUGCUUUUGACCAAAAUAGCAUUUUCUCUUCUCAUUUUGGGAACUGCCAAGAGCUCUAAGGACAGCCUGAUGAUGAUAGCCUAGACUCUAAGGUCCCCUCCUGCUCAUGGCUCCAGACAGAUGCUGUCAAGUAGACCCAAAGCUUCCUGUGAGAAUCUUCUGAGGCAGGAGCUCACAGAAGUCUUCAUUUGAGGAUUUCAUCCUGAAGUAAUCUAGGCAUGUUUGAUAAAAAUGUUUUGUGGGAAUUUUUUUUUCCUAAGAAAGCAUUAUGCAAAAAGUCACUUUUAAGGGCAUUUUAAAAUUAAGCCAGUUUUUGGCUUUUUCAGAUAACUAUGUGUGGAUACUUUGUUUACAUUGUGAAUAUUAAAAUAUGCAUCAUCUUGCUGGCCACUCAGUCCUCCAGGCACCAAGGCCCUGACUGUCCUGUGAAUCCUCACACAGAGCAAUGCCAUAAUGUCAGCUCUUAUGGAUAAGUGGUAAAACCUGGAGCUGACUCCCAUCUGUGUCCUGCGCUCUCAUCUAAUAUUCUCUAUAGAAUAGUAGUCAUUUCCUCAGUGAUGCUGUGUCUUAAUAGUGAUGGUUGCAAUGGUGAAAGGCUAGUAUGGUUUUUGUUUAAUUUUGUUUUGUUUUUCUUUUUGGUGAAAUUUUAGUUAUUUCAGCACCAAUCCAACUUGAAAGCAUUGUGGAUUUUGUUUUCCCUCUCAAACUAAAAGAUCAAGGCAUGUAUUACAUAUAAGUGUAUUUGUUGCCUCAACUCACCUGACACCAUAUUAGGAAAAGACCUGCCACUGAAGCAGGAGGCUGCACACUCCUAACCUUUCUCCCAGAGCUUGGGGUCCCUUGACACAGUGGAGAGCUUUUGCAAGGUGCUUCUGUACUUUUCCAUCCUGGAAAUGGGUGACUGGGCCUGGCUUCUGCUAUGAAAAGAGAACCAGCCUCAUUUUCUCAAUGCCCCAGAGAUCUAGGACAGGAUUUCUAAACUGGAAUCAUCAUCAUCCCUUAUCAGCCUAAAGAUCCCCCAAGAGAUAACUGCUGCCACCUGUGUUCUCACAGCAAUGCUGGUGGCAGCACCUUCUGUACAUAUGCAGCAUAUGCAGAGCUGAUACUCAGGGCUUCACUCAAGGUGAUGACCUGAACUGAAAACUGGGAAAUGCUCUGAAAUAUUUCCUAAUCAAUAAGCCCACCAAGAAGUGUUUGAUUUUUAUAUUUUGUUGGAUUUUGGUUUGCUUGGCAUAGCUAAAGGUGCCUUUUUUGUUUUGUUUUCUGCUUUAUUUUGUAGGACUUGUUCUAAACAUAAAAACAAGUCCAGAAGACUCUCCCACUGACUGUUACCUUUGCCCUAGGUUACCCUCAACUUUUAUGCUCACAUUUUCUUAAAUAAAGCAGGUGCUCCCUGGAAUCUCUGGGACCUUUUUGAGGCAUUUGAAGUAGAAUAUAAAGAGUGGUCUCAUCUCCUUCCUUAAUCUUCCUGGUGGUUGGGAUGUUCCACUUGUAUCAUAGUUUUUUUAUUACUGAUGUGCUCUGCUGUUUUUAAAUGUGAACUUGUGUGCAAAUGUGCAGAUGCAAUGUUCUUGUUACAGAUUGAAUAAAUUUUUAUUUUGAAGAUGAAA
Molecule: messenger RNA, 9565 nt
Organism: Heterocephalus glaber (naked mole-rat)
Lineage: Eukaryota; Metazoa; Chordata; Mammalia; Rodentia; Bathyergidae
Gene: Ssh2
Product: slingshot protein phosphatase 2
Biological process (GO): protein dephosphorylation; negative regulation of actin filament polymerization
Molecular function (GO): phosphatase activity; actin binding
Source: RefSeq, a predicted model, not a curated record